Molecule: messenger RNA, 3680 nt
Organism: Alligator mississippiensis (American alligator)
Lineage: Eukaryota; Metazoa; Chordata; Crocodylia; Alligatoridae
Gene: TOPORS
Product: TOP1 binding arginine/serine rich protein, E3 ubiquitin ligase
Exons: 2
Coding region: 194-3262 (1022 amino acids)
Biological process (GO): protein monoubiquitination; protein polyubiquitination
Molecular function (GO): ubiquitin protein ligase activity; metal ion binding
Source: RefSeq, a predicted model, not a curated record
GGCGCGGGGUGGCGGCCUCGUCCUUUGUCUGCGCACGGGGCAGGGCGGGGCAGGCCGCGUUGUUCCUUCCUCCUUCCCUCCCCACCCGGCGCCCCCGGGAGGAGCCCGGCUUCGGCGGUUCGGGCCCUACUGCCCGCCCCGCUCCGUGGGGGCCCCUGGUGGUGCCGCCUUCCGUACACCAGCCUCCCAGGAUAUGACCCCUGCAACUGAGGAACGUGCUGUGGAUAGCAGCUUCUCACCGAGAGCUGGAACAAGCAGACUGCAUCAGACAGUGCCCACAGAUGCAUCUCCAGACUCAAAGUGUCCAAUCUGUUUGGACAGAUUUGACAAUGUAGCCUAUUUAGAUCGUUGUCUGCAUAGGUUUUGCUUCCGCUGUGUUCAAGAGUGGUCAAAAAACAAAGCUGAAUGCCCACUCUGUAAACAGCCGUUCCAUUCUAUUAUCCACACUGUGAGAGCUGAAGAUGAUUUUAAAGAGUAUAUACUAAAGCCUUCAGAGAAUGGCUCUUUUGCUAGCCCUAAUGGACGGAGAUUUCGUUACCGCACUACCGUUACAAGGGAACAUCGUACAACUUCUUCUCAAAGGAGUUCCUCUUCUCGAAGGACGCUGUCACCCCCAGACAAUGGAAUAUUGUUUGAAGCGUUCUCAAGUCAGCCCGUGCAACAGAGAGACGUUGGGAUUCAACAGAUGAUAAGAAGGCUUGCCUCAAGGAGGCAGGCUAGUGCAGAGGGCAGGUCUCUGCGACAAAUUCAAGAACAAGAAAUAAUUAACUUCCGAAGAGCUCUCUAUCGCUCUGGUGUGCGCAUUAGAAGUGUUCAAGAUGGUGGUCGCUAUAGAGAAAUUUCAGCAGAGUUUUUCCGCAGGAACCCUGCUUGUCUUCACAGGUUAGUUCCGUGGUUGAAGCGGGAACUAACUGUCCUUUUUGGUGCCCAUGGUUCUUUAGUCAACAUUGUUCAGCACAUCAUCAUGAGUAAUGUGACUAGAUAUGAUCUGGGAAGUAAGGCCUUUGCUGAUGACUUAAAGCCUUUUUUACUCCGUCGCACUGACCACUUUUUACAUGAAUUUAUCAGUUUUGCCCGAUGCCCUUUUAACAUAGAAGCAUAUGACCAGCAUGCCAAUUAUGAUUGUCCUGCUCCUUCAUAUGAUGAAGGAAGCCACUCGGAAUCAUCAAUUAUUACAAUAUCUCCAGAUGAGGCAGAUUCCCAAGAACCAGAUCAUAACGCAUCCACAACUGGUACUGAUCAGGCCCCUUGGGAUGAUGAAACCCCAGGACCAUCAUAUUCAAGUUCAGAACAAGUUCAUGCUGCUGUGGCUUCUCCUUCUGAUACUUCAGAAAGUUCUGAUGAGGAACCUGCUCGAAAUGGAUCAGAUGCACAAGGGCAGUCACAAGCUAAUACAGAGCCAAAUGAUAUCAGUGAUGCUUCUUCAGAAAAUUGUGUCAUUGUUGGUUAUGUUAAGCCAUUAGCUGAGAGAACACCAGAACUUGUUGAGCUGUCCUCUGAUUCUGAGGAGUCAGUUGCUGAGGAGAAAAGUGAGAAUGUGAAGAAACCACAGCCUAUCCAGUUUCACAGUUUCAGUGACAGUGAAGCUAGUGGGUGCUCAUUACUGCACUCCCCAGUAUCUAAAGAUAAUAAAAGUAUCUGUAAAGGCAGCAUGUCACCCUUGAUUAAGACAGCAGAAGCGGAAAAGAGUGAGGAAGAUAAAAUAAGAGAUGCAUCUACUUGGGACUCUUUGCAGGGUUCCUCUACCAGGAAAAACAGUGUGUGCUCUCCAUGUAACCAUAGAUUAUCCAGAAAGAGGAGGUCAAGGAGUUCCGAGUCGUCUUCCCAGCACUCUCAUAGCAGAGACCGUCACAGCCAUAGAUCCAAAAGGAAACAUCGUAGCAAGGAAAGCUUAAAAAACCGAUUACCAAGAAGCAGGGAUAGUAGCGGGCAUAGAAGUAAAAGAAACAGAAGGAGAUCAAGAACUCGAGACACAAGUUUAUCCAGAAAAAGCCUGACUCUCUCUCUAAGUAGCGAGAGCACUAUAUCUAGAGGUGUUAGCAGGUCACGAUCCCGCAGUAAUGGCCAUAGUAAAAGAAGAUCCAGGAGUAGAGAGAGUGAUCACUAUUAUAUAAGAGAAAAUUACCAAAAUAGGUAUCAGUGGGGAUACACUUUCUACAGUAGACGCAUGGACAGAGAUGGCUAUGAGUCCUCAUAUAGAAGAAGGGCUCAGGCCAGAGCUCAUUAUUCAAGGCAGUCAGCAAGUCCAGAAUAUAGAAUACAGUCUUUUUCGGAAAGGACAAAUACACGAAAUCAAAGAGGACACAAUGAAAGCCAGUAUUACUGCUAUGAAAGACGCAGGUCAAGGAGUCGAUCUAGUAAUAGAUCUAGGACCACAUCUGGAGGGGCUGAUAGAAUGCGGUGUGAAAAGCCUGGUGGAAAAAGGAAAUACAAGACGCGCCACUUGGAGAGUGUGCACAAGGAGAAGGCACCAAGCCCUUCUAAAGGAGAAGGAAAUGGCCACCAGAAACCUAUGUCAAAGUACAGUGGUUGCUACCAAAAUGAGAACAGCCCUCAAGAAAACCAAGCAAGCAAUGAAACGAAGCAUAGAAAGAGAAAGAAAAAAAUCAGAAGCCCGAGUGUGGAGAUUGUAUAUGAAGGAAAGGCUACUGACACAACUAGGCAUCAUAAAAAGAAAAAGAAAAAGCACAAAAAACACAGAAGACACCAUACAGGUAAUUCAGCACCUCCUUCUCCAGUCGUGAUUACAGUUGACAGUGAUAGUGAUAAAGAGAUUGGAAUAUGUGAAACUGUGGAAUGUGACAGUAGUGUUUCUUGGACAACCAUAACUCAGUUAAACGAGCGAGAAAACGAAUCUCCAUCAUCUCUCCUGGACACAAGCAAUCAUAAGGAUGUAUAUGCAGUAACUGGUGAAACUGCAAUAUCGAACAAGGAUCGUAUUACUAACAGUAGGAAAGACCUGGCUGAUGACAUUGGAAAUGUAGAUCUCCGGCUCCAAAAAAUAUCAGAUGAGCAGACUCCUGCUGUGGCUGUUAGCAGCAGCAGUAGUUGUAGUAGUAGCAGUAGUAGUAGUAGUAGUACAUUGGGAAUUGAAACUCUGCCUAUCAAUGUUGAAACUGCACAGAUGGAAGCAUCCAGCCAUUUGCCUUCUCCCAGGACAUCAUUUGUAGAUAACUCGGGGAGGCCACCAUUAAUAUUAAGACUGCCAAAGAAACUUAUUGACAGAUCAUACUGGCUUGACACUGCAGAAAAAAAGAUGUAGCUUUUUUCACUGAGCUCUUCUUAAAAUCAUUCUUAAAAUUAUUAAUUUGCUUAGACAUAUUUUUCCCUGGAAACAAAACCCUGGUUGUGAUUUCUGUGCGAUAAGACUGUUUAGAACAUAUCUGGGACAUGUGUGAGAUCCUUGAAUGUAUGCACUUUUAAGUACAAGAAAGUAGAAUAUUGUUAGUAACUUAAAAGUUUUUCAAAAUAAACUUGUAAAUUUUAGGAGGUGUAAUUUCCUAAAGCCAUACUGUAUUCUCAUAUUAUGUAAGAUAUAGCCACAAAAUCUUUCAAUAUUGUGUCUUUUAAAAAAAAACAACCCUAAAGCCAGAACAUACAUUUUCUGCUGGUUUGUUCUUUUUAUUUUAUAAAAGAGAAAUUGUAUAAUUCACAAAAUAAAUUCAGGUUUGGUUCUGCUA